AUGGACGUCAAGAAAAAGUACGAGAUUGAGGCUGCCCUUGCGACCGAGGCCCAGGCCAUCUCCGCCGGCCAGCUCAAGGAAGAGAAUCCGCUCGAUGUGAGCGAGGAUUUCAGCCUGUUUUGCGAAGCAUGUCGGCGUGGAGAUCUCAAGGUGUGCCAGGAGAUGAUCUCGACGGGUGUAAACAUCAAUGCCAGGGAUAAGUUUGAUUAUACCCCACUGAUCCUGGCUAGUCUAUGCGGUCACUACGAAGUCAUUCGCUUGCUGCUCGAGAACGGGGCAUUGUGCGAGCGAGAUACCUUCCAGGGCGAGCGAUGUCUCUACAAUGCCCUCAACGACCGAAUACGGAACCUCCUGCUAUCCUACGACUACGCCAAAUCGUCGAAUCCGCUGCAGCCGCUGGCGGCACACAUCACAUCACUGCUCACGCGCACUGAGCCCAAGACGACAGAUAUCACUAUCGAGGCAUACGGCCAGGAGUUUCACUUGCACAAGUUCCUCCUCGCCGCGCGGUCGCCAUACUUUGCGAAGAAGCUCGAUGCCGCACCGAACACAACGGUAUGGAAACUACCGGAUACCAUACCCGCCGAGUCGCUGGGCGUAGCACUGCAAUAUCUAUACUUUCAGGAAGUUUCGAUACGGAGAGCGCUAUUUGGGCUAAGCGAUGAGCACGAGCUGGUAGUGCUCAACGGCAUUGAUAAGAUAGGCAAGCAGCUGGAAAUGGAACGCCUCUUCGAAGAUAUCACUGAAGUUUCAGACCGCCGGUUGUUGCGACAACGACGAGCCGACGAACUAGAGCGCGGUCGAGACCAACUAGAAAGCUGGUUCAAGAACAACGUCCUUCGACAUAAACGCGUUGUUGACACGGCCAAAGUAGACAACAUACAGUGGGAUCGGCAAAACUCGAUAUUCGCCGACAUACUACUACGGGCAGAUGACGAUGAGGAUCAUCAAGGGCCCAAUGACACAGACCGGUCACCAGCCCCGGCAGAGAAGUCCACACCACCAGUGCGGAAUGCACCAGGUCCUCUCCUGGGCAUACCAGUUGGCGCGGGUAGAACCCGCUCACGCUCGCCGUCGCGACAACGCACACCGCGCAAGUCGACUAUAUUCCCUGCGCAUCGCGCCAUGCUACUACGCUCGGAAUACUUCUUGACAAUGUUCAGCUCGCAAUUCAAAGAAGCGCAAGAUACACCACAUCUACAAAUCGUAACCAUUGACUGCUCUCCAGCGGUUCUGGAGACCAUACUAACAUUCAUGUACACGGAGCGUGCAGACUUCGGUCUUGACAUUGCCAUUGACGUACUUUUUGCGGCAGACCAGCUCUUCAUUGAGAAGUUGAAGCAACGUGCAGCCAUCAUCAUCUCCGCCCUGGGUAACGGUGCAACUUCCGCGGUCGAGUCGGAUAACCCACGUGGCGCUACCGAUGCAGAUGAGCCUGUUGACAUCUACGAGGUCAUUCGAGCCGGUUGGGAUACGCGGGUGCAGCGACUGGAAGAAUUCGCUGCCCGAUACAUUGCGUAUCGCUUAGAGAAUUAUAUUGAUCAGCCCGAGUUUGCAGAACUAGUUCAGGAGUCUGCGAAUCGCGUCAAGGCUCGUCAAGAGACUGAUACUGUUGAACUAGUCGACGAUAUCCGCUAUUACCUCUCUGAACGCUUCAGGCUUCGCUUUGAGGAUAGUGGAUUAGACGAAAUGAUGGACGAAAAUGCGGCGAUCAAGGCCACUGCCGAGGAGGAUUUAGCAGAGGCAAUGGGCGACGUCGCGUUGGAAGACGGUAGACCGGAGAAGCCGACGCAAGAAGAAAACUUCAUCCCGAUAGAACAGCACAUUGCUGCUGGUGUCAUUAGAAACUUAGACGGCGAAGAGGUUGGUGACGAAUUUGCGCAGGACGCUAUGAACUAUCAAAUCUUGCUGGGAAAGAUUGAUACAUUGCUAGAGAGGCUAAACCUAGACGCUUAG
Pyrenophora tritici-repentis Pt-1C-BFP is the source of this 1956-nucleotide messenger RNA. RefSeq names its product ankyrin repeat and BTB-POZ domain-containing protein 1. NCBI's taxonomy places the organism in Eukaryota, Fungi, Ascomycota, Dothideomycetes, Pleosporales, Pleosporaceae. The record is from RefSeq and is a predicted model, not a curated record. Gene Ontology annotation, cellular component: cytoplasm; ubiquitin ligase complex. Gene Ontology annotation, molecular function: protein binding.